AUGGCAGAAAAUAUAUACACAACAACUCAAGAGAAUAGUAAUUCUCCUCAAGUCUCCUCUACAUCACCUUAUAAUAAAAUAUUAUAUCAACAUAAUCAUAAUACAUUAUCUUUAAAUAAUAUCUCUCAAAAUAAUGAUAAUAAUGGGGAUGGAAAAGCAGAAACUCAAUUAUUAUCACAAAUAUAUCAUAUAAAUGAACAACUUAAUCAACUUAGCCAUUUUAGCAAUGCUUUUGCUUUAGAAAAUUAUAAUCCUAUUAAUGAAAGGACACCUUCACCAAUUUAUAUUGUACCUCCAAGUACUCCUACAUAUUUCAAAGAUGAAGGGUUUGAUUUUCAAUCUUCAACUUUAGGAGGAACUUCAAGGGAAUUACAAUUAAACAAUACAAUGAAUAACAUUAAUUAUACAAAUAUGUUACCAUUUAUGUCUACAGGUACAAUAAAUCUAACUUGGCCUAUACAAAAUCAAUAUGUUAAUAUUGCUUCAACAAUGAAUUUGGAAGAAAAUUCUUCAAAUUCUACAAUUAUAAAUAAUAACUUUGUUGAUAAUGGUGAUGAUAUGACUGGUAUAGAAGCUCAGAAAAAACAAAUUUUUAAUAACAAUAACAAUAAUAAUAAUCCUGGAAAUUUUCUCGUAAAUGAGUUUCAAAAUUUGAAACUUGAAUAA
Molecule: messenger RNA, 666 nt
Organism: Rhizophagus irregularis DAOM 181602=DAOM 197198
Lineage: Eukaryota; Fungi; Glomeromycota; Glomeromycetes; Glomerales; Glomeraceae
Source: RefSeq, a predicted model, not a curated record